This is a messenger RNA of Toxotes jaculatrix (banded archerfish), 2061 nucleotides long. It is a transcript of the gene plekho1a, whose product is annotated as pleckstrin homology domain containing, family O member 1a. Gene Ontology annotation, cellular component: ruffle membrane; muscle cell projection membrane. NCBI's taxonomy places the organism in Eukaryota, Metazoa, Chordata, Actinopteri, Toxotidae. Gene Ontology annotation, biological process: regulation of myoblast fusion. The transcript has 10 exons. The coding region runs from base 1 to 2061 and encodes 686 amino acids. The record is from RefSeq and is a predicted model, not a curated record.
AUGAAGAAAAGCAGCCAGAGCAGGCGGGGCGUUCAGGACUCAGGUCAGCCGGUGGCCCAGCAACCGGAGAAGUUCGGCUGGAUCAGGAAGUUCUGCGGUCGAGGGAUCUUCAGAGAACUGUGGAGGAACCGAUAUGUGGUGCUGAGAGGAGACCACCUCUACAUCUCUGACAAGGAGGUGAAGGACGAGCGGAAAGCGCAGGAAGUGUUCGACCUGGCUGAUUACGAGCGUUCGGAGGAGCUGAGGAAAGCGAAGAGUCGCAGCAAGAAAAACCACAGUCGCUUCACUGUGCUGCGCUGCAGGCAGCCGGGAAAUACCGUUCCCAACCUCGUGUUUCUUGCAGUGAGUCCUGAGGAAAAGGAAUCAUGGGUCAAUGCCCUCAAUGUGGCGAUCAUCAAAGCCAAGAACAGAGUUUUAGACGAGGUGACCAUUGAGGAGGACAGCGCACUGGUUCAUCCCACCAGAGACCGAGCAAAGAUUCCUCAUGGCCGCCGGCUGCCGACCAGAGGACACCUCAUGGCCGUGGCAUCCACCUCCGCCCAUGGCAUGUUGACCCUCGACUUGGUCGCUGAGGAGGACGGUUUCUCCCCAGACUACGAUGGCGAUUCUCAGGAAUCCUGGGAGAACAGCUUCCGGGUCGACCUCCAGCAGGGGGUUUCCUGUGGUCAGGUGGCGGUUGUAGGAUCUCAGGGGGUUGGUGGUCGUCAGCGGGCUGGCACUGACGUCUCAAAGCUCAGGGUGACCUCCAAGGAGCCCAAGGUGAAGACUGGCAGUCUGCCCAGGGGGAGUGAGCGGUCCUGGGGAAAACAGUCCCACCUGGAGGCUUCCAGGGUCCACAAGAACCAGCAGGUGCAGGUCCUCCAGGCUCAGUCUCGAACACCACAGCCCGGGAAAAGGUUCAGCAUGCAGGGCCGGAGUCGCUGUGCCUCCAUGGAUGAAGUCCUCUCCUCCAGACCGGCGAUGAUUCGUUCGGAGUUGCGGUCUGCUCUUCGGCGUUGUCCGACUGAUGAGGAGGCGGGGGACGGGGCUUCAGUGCAGCCGGUUGGUCAGCUGCAGAGCCUUAUCGCCCAGAGGAUGCAGAGAGCUCAGGAGCUGCUGGAGGAGAUGAGACUGCAGGAGUUGCAGAAAGCCAAAGCAGAGAGGGAACGCGGAGGCAGCUCACCUUACCUUAAGGGCAUCGACUCCCCUCGACUCCAUCACCUCAGGGGCUCAGAGUCUCCUCACUCCAGCAGGUCAUCUGGAUCUCCAAGGAGCAGGAGCAGCGACUCUCCUCGCCUCAGGGGAAAAGACUCUCCUCGACUGAGAGGGAGAGAGUCUCCUCGAUCCAAAGCCAAGAAGAGUCGCUCCAAAGGGAAUGACUCGCCUCGCUCCAGAGGAUCCCACUCCCCUGCCACGAAAGCAAAUGACUCUCCUCGACUGAAAGAUUCAUCUUGUCUGACGGCCACCGACUCUCCACAAUCAAAGAGCUCCGACACAGUCUGUUCACCAAAACUCAAGGGAUCGUCCAGCUCCUCCGGUCCCAACAAGGACGACUCUCCUUUACAGAAGUCACCCAAAUCCCCUCCAUCCGUCAGAGGAUCUGAAUCCUCUCAGGUUAAAGGAUCUGAUUCAUCACAAGGCAGCGAAACUGACUCCCUUCGUCUGGGGAGCAGCAAAGAGUCACCCUGUCCGAGUCAGAAGAACUCCCCAAGUCUCUCCGGAUCCUUUGAGUCCUCUCAGCCCAAAACCCCCGACAAACACCGCCUGUCCCCACCUCUGCCAGCCUCACCUCCCUCUCUGCUGUCAGGCGAGGACCUGGAGGUGGAGAGGAGGCGUGCUGAGGCAGAGCGCCUCCUGGAGGAGGCCGUGUCAUCGUGGAAGGAGGCGCAGGAAGUGCUGCAGGAAGUAAAGGAGCUGCAGAGCCAGACGCUGAGGCGACAGCGUAGGAGGACCUACGAAAAGAUGACAUCGACAGCGGCGGCGGCGGCUGGGUUGCCCACGACGACUGCAGCAGCAGAUGAGGACGACACACCUGCCUCACCAACAUCACCUGAGGACGAGGAUGAGUCUGAGACACCUUAA